GUCCUCAACAAAAAACAAUUUUCAAUCUCCAUCUCCGCGAACCCUAGUCUGAAACUCUAUUUCCGCCUCAUUUCAUCCUCCUCCAUUGUGACCACCGCCGCAAGUUAGCAUCUCAUGUCAUCUCCAUCUCCGCCGCAUUUUAAUCUCCGACCAUCUCCAUUUCCGCAUUUGAAUCUCCGCCAGAUUUAACGCCUCCAACGGCGCGAUUUCAACCACCGCCUUUUGACGAAGACUCUGUAGCAGCAUUCACGGCCGAAGCUUCUCUCAUUCUGCUGCCUCCGACGACGCGAAUUCCCAACUGUCACUACUGGAAUCCGACGGGGCCGCCGCGACCUAGAACUCGCCUCCGUCUCUAAAGUUUGCCACUGUGUUUAGACCGACGUUGCUGCUGUACUCAGAUUUCGGUGAGGAAGCAAAAGCUUGUCACCGUCGCUCCCUUGGCUCGACUAAACAGGUCAUUCAUCAACCUAAAUUCAACCCACAUUUCCAAUCAUAUGCACUAUUGAAGUAAGUUCCCAAAUUAUUGUUGCAUACUUGUUUCUUGAGAUGCUCGUUUCUGAUAACUUGUAAGCUCCUGUUAGUGCACUAUACUUGUUGGUCAUGAAUUUGUAAUUAAAACAUUGUUGCAAUUUUCAGUUUCGAAUAUUGUUGGUAAAUGAUGAUAUGUUUGUGAUGGUUUUUUGUGAAUAUGGCUGUCGAGUUUGUGUUGUCAGCUGUGUAAUUCAGUAGUUUAGAUCUUUCUAUACCUUGAUUAAUUUAUAAAUCACAAAUUUAGUUUGUGCUGUCAGCUGUGUACCUCUACCUUUGAUUUGUUUAGUAGGCAUAACUUCAAAACAAUAGAAAACUGUUGAGUAUGAAUAAGAGAUUGUCAAUAAUGUAUUUUGUUUGACAUAUUAUUGUUGGUGUUGUUAGUGAUGAAUUUGUGAAUAGGGCUGUUGAAAACUUGGUAGAAAAUAGAAAUUUCUAUUUAGGGAAUUAAUUUGUCAAGAACUUGGUAUAAAAUAGAAAUUAUGGAAUCGUUUUGUCAAGAACUUGGUAGAUUAUUAAACUUGGGACUGAUUUUGUUUACUUUUAAUGAAAUGUAACAUAUAUUAUUAUUCUAAAUUGUACCUAUACAGGCUAUAUAUUAAUUAGUCCAUUGAGAUAAUGGAUAAGACAUUUGGUAUAUCACAUGGAUCUACUCGUGAUGAUCGGGCGCGCAAGUUAGCAGAUAGAUUACUUGAUGCAACUCAAAAUCAACUUGUAUUGGUGCCUUGCAACGUUGAUAAACAUUGGAUUUUGACAGUCAUUCAACCUUUCAAAGAUCGUGUCUAUUUGAUGGAUCCGCUUUAUCAUCGAAAUCGAGAUGCAACAUGGAAAUCUGUGGUCGACACCGCAAUGACCAUUUUCAAUGCAAAUAAAGACAAAAGACAAUUCAAGAAAGCACCAAGUUGGGAAAUUGUAAAGGGUCCUGUGCAACCUGAUUCAAAGCUAUGCGGAUUUUAUGUGAUGAGGUUUAUGAAGGAGAUAGUAAAGGCGUUUGAAAGUGAUGACUCCAUUUCUUUGACUAAACUGUUUCAUAAAUCUGAGUAUUCUCAAUGUGAGAUUGACGAGGUUCGUGAGGAUUGGGCUUCUUGUGUGAUCCAUGAGAUUGACAAGUGAAAGGACAAUAUUGGUUUAUGAAGACCUUCGUUAGUUUUGGAUAUGAUGUUCCAACGGCUACUAUUUCGAGCUUCUUUUGUUUGUAUUAGUUUAGAGUGGAUUCAAACAUUAACCCAAGCUUUUAGGAUAUUGUGUUAUAAUAUGGAUGUAAGAUUGUUAAUGUUGGAUAAUUAAUGCAUGGAUAUGUUAUUGAGGAUUUAAAUUAUGUGUUGAAAUGUUACA
This is a messenger RNA of Salvia miltiorrhiza (redroot sage), 1863 nucleotides long. RefSeq lists its product as uncharacterized. Gene Ontology annotation, molecular function: cysteine-type peptidase activity. The transcript is spliced from 8 exons. NCBI's taxonomy places the organism in Eukaryota, Viridiplantae, Streptophyta, Magnoliopsida, Lamiales, Lamiaceae. The record is from RefSeq and is a predicted model, not a curated record. Bases 1147 to 1641 code for a protein of 164 amino acids. Gene Ontology annotation, biological process: proteolysis.